AUGGCUGGCAAGCUUGAUGCACGACUGUUGAAAGCCCUUGAUGUAAUGGGCUUCGAGUUUAUGACCCCUGUCCAACAGCGUGUGUUGACCGAUCUGCCCACCUGGCGCACUGACUGCCUUGUCCAAGCCAAGACAGGCACGGGUAAAACACUGGCUUUCUUGCUUCCUACCCUCCACUGCCUCUUGCAAGCUCGUUCGGCUCCUCCCAAGGGCCAAGUGGCUAUUUUGAUCAUCACUCCUACUCGUGAACUGGCCCAGCAGAUCGCCAAGUCAUGUGAUCAACUGACAUCGCAGUUGGCGCAACCUCUGGAGUGUCAUAUCGCCGUUGGAGGAACGUCUCGGGCUUCUGCUCUAACGCGAUUCCUCAAUGGACUCCCUUCGAUAUUGGUGGCGACCCCUGGUCGUCUGAAGGACUACCUGUCAGACGAGUACACUGCCGAGAAGCUGGCGGAUGUGCAGACCGUCGUGCUGGACGAGGCUGAUACGAUGCUGGAGAGCGGCUUUUUGGCCGAUGUGAAGCAGAUUCUGCGCCUCAUUCCUUCGAAAAAGGAGAAGGGCUGGCAAGGCAUGUGCUUUUCUGCGACAAUCCCACCCAAGGUCAAGGACGUGGUCAAUGUGGUUCUAAACCCCGGCUACACUAGCAUUUCGACUAUUCAGGAGAACGAGACACCCACCCACGAGCGAGUUCCUCAGUAUCACGUUGUGAUCCCCUCUGUGACGGAGACCUUUACCGCUCUGACCGCACUGCUGAACCUGGAGAGCAAGAAGUGCUCGAAGAUCAUCGUCUUUGGCGUGACGGCAAACAUGGUUGCUCUGAUGGCCCGAGUCUUUUCGCAGGGUCUGACCCCCUUGAAGGUGUUUGAAAUUCACUCACGACUCGGCCAAAGCGCUCGCACACGAACUACCGAGCAAUUCAAGCAAAUCUCGGCCGGUAUCCUGUUCGCCUCGGAUGUCAUCGGCCGCGGCAUGGAUUUCCCCAACGUCGACCUCGUCGUCCAAGUUGGUCUCCCUUCCAACGGCGAGCAAUACGUUCACCGUGUCGGUCGUACCGCUCGGGCCGGUAACGAUGGUCGCGCUAUCAUCCUCCUGACCCAAGCCGAAUCAUUCUUCAUGAAAGUCAACCGUCACUUGCCGAUUCAGCCCCAUCCCGACACCGCCGCUAUUCUCGAGAGUGCCGCAUCAUGCGCAGAGCCGGUCACUCAGGCCAUGUACAACGUCGAAGAAGAGACCAAGCAGCGCGCCUACUCAUCCUACAUCGGCUUUUUUGCCGGCUCGGGUCUCCUGAAACAAGUUCGUCUCGACAAGACCGGCCUGGUGCAGAUGGCCAACGAGCUGGCCAUCAAGGGUAUGGCUUGCCCCGAGCCUCCUCCCAUGGACAAGAAGGUUGUCGGUAAGAUGGGCCUUAAGGGUGUUCCCGGAUUCAAUUAUGCCACCGGUAGCGAGAUGAACCGCCCUCGGGCCCCUUCUCGCUCUCGUGCCAACGGCAACGGCAAUGGCCAUGCGAAUGGAAACGCACUCGCCAAGCAGCGCAACUCCUUGAGUCCCGGUGCUGGACAAAAUGGCCGACGAGGACAGGUCGAAAAGAACCGUAAUGGCCGAGGAGGAGCUGGCGGCGGCGGCGGUGGUGACCGUGGAGGUGGCCGCGGAGGUUCUCGUGGCGGAUUCGGAGGCCGUGGAGGCCGUGGUGGCCGCGGUGGUGGUCGUGGUGGUGGUCGAGGUGGUAAACCCCACGGCGCAUGA
Molecule: messenger RNA, 1740 nt
Organism: Penicillium diatomitis
Lineage: Eukaryota; Fungi; Ascomycota; Eurotiomycetes; Eurotiales; Aspergillaceae
Product: ATP-dependent RNA helicase
Exons: 1
Coding region: 1-1740 (579 amino acids)
Cellular component (GO): mitochondrion
Molecular function (GO): ATP binding; nucleic acid binding
Source: RefSeq, a predicted model, not a curated record